UAACAUGUCGUGUUUUAGUUUAAUAUUUUUUAACUGAGUUUUUAUUUAUCAUGGCUUUUUUAAUUCGUAUUUAACUCAAAAGUUAAUCUAAAAGUUAUUUAAGUCAAAAUUUGUUAAAAAUGGCUAAUAUAUCAUCUGGGCGACUAAUGGGUCAAUGUUCAUCAAAUAUUAUUCCAGAAUCUCAGAUUUCAACUAUGAAUCAAGAAGAUGACAUUCCUGAAUUACGCAAACAGGAAAUAGGAGAUAUUUUGCAGCAAAUUAUGAAUAUAACUGAUCAAUCUUUAGAUGAAGCUCAAGCCAGAAAGCAUGCACUAAAUUGUCAUCGAAUGAAGUCUGCUCUUUUCACUGUUCUGUGUGAAAUCAAAGAAAAAACAGCUAUGAAUAUGUGUAAUCAGAUGGAUGAUCCAGUAGAUCCACAGAUGGUUCGUUUAGACAACAUGUUGUUAGCUGAAGGUGUUGCAGUUGAUAAAACUAGUUCUGAAACAAUUUCUUCUCAUGAUAGCCAUAUUGAAAGCAGUGAUUACAAGAUGAAGUUAUCUCAAAUUCGUCAAAUAUAUCAAACUGAACUAGAAAAGUAUGAACAGGCUUGUGCUGAAUUCACUACUCAUGUUAUGAACUUACUUCGUGAGCAAUCGCGUACACGUCCUAUUUCCAAAGAAGAAAUUGAUCGCAUGGUUAGUAUAAUUCAUCGAAAGUUUAAUUCUAUUCAGUUGCAACUUAAACAAAGCACUUGUGAGGCUGUUAUGAUUCUAAGAUCUCGGUUUUUGGAUGCAAGGCGUAAACGUAGGAACUUUAGUAAGCAGUCAACAGAAGUUUUAAAUGAGUACUUUUAUUCUCACUUAAGUAAUCCUUAUCCAUCAGAAGAAACAAAAGAAGAUCUAGCACGUAGUUGUGGAAUAAGUGUUGCUCAGGUUUCAAACUGGUUUGGCAAUAAGCGGAUUAGGUAUAAAAAAAAUAUAGGUAAAGCACAAGAAGAAGCAACUCUAUACGCAAAAUCAACGGCGUCGCCUUCUUCCGAUUGCAUUAAAAAUAAUUGUGGAGAUCAUGUUCAAUUGACAAAUGAAAUUUAUUCACAAUUAACAUCUCCAGAUUGUGCAGUUAGUGUCUCACAAAAUAAUAAUCAUCAUCUUGUUGUUGGACAAGAAAAUUUUUGCAACCCUGGCAAUUUAAAUGAUUCAACAAACAUGGCUCAAAACCCGGUCAAUAGUUUUAAUAGUCUUUUGGAUUCAAUCAAUACAUGGGCAAAGCUAGGAACUGUUAAAGCUGUUAUUGAUUGAUUGGAUUGUGAUUAACCAAUUUGAGAUGGCUUCUUGAUUGCAUUAAAGGAUGUGCGAUUGGUUUGUGAUUGAUAUGAUUGGCUGAUAGGUCAUUUGUUUGUAAUUAGUAUCAUUGACUGUUGGCGAUUAGUGCGUGAUUGGGAUCAUUGACCUAUAAACUUAAUUUGUGCAUAGUUUUGAAAAAUAAUAAGUUAAUUUUUUGUGAUUUAAUGAAAAUAAAUUUUAUUA
Hydra vulgaris (swiftwater hydra) is the source of this 1505-nucleotide messenger RNA. RefSeq names its product pre-B-cell leukemia transcription factor 1. Gene Ontology annotation, molecular function: RNA polymerase II cis-regulatory region sequence-specific DNA binding; DNA-binding transcription factor activity, RNA polymerase II-specific. Lineage: Eukaryota; Metazoa; Cnidaria; Hydrozoa; Anthoathecata; Hydridae. The record is from RefSeq and is a predicted model, not a curated record. Gene Ontology annotation, biological process: animal organ morphogenesis; regulation of transcription by RNA polymerase II; embryonic organ development. Gene Ontology annotation, cellular component: nucleus.